ACUUUGAUGAUUUACAUUUCCUGAGGUAUGUUUGGGUCCGGUUCAGUCUGUCAUUAGCGUUUCCCAUGUGGCUAUGGUCCUCAGAAAUAUGACCAAGGUGUUUCUACGGAUCACAUUGAUUACCUGUCUUGUACUUGGCAAGGCUUCAGCAGCUGAGUCAUGCGCCUCAAUACCGAAAUGCGUGUGUGAGUUUCCGGAUGGAACAAAGUUGCCGAUAGAACCGAACAUGGAGGGGAAUGAAGCGCUAGCGGGAACAGUGGGGGCCCUCAGUUCCUUAAUUGCAACUGGAAGUGGGUUUGGAAUAUGGUAUCUUUGCAAAAAGCGAAGUCUAUUUGGAAAAUUUGGGAGAUCUUCGUCGAAUCUUUCUGACCAAUCUUUUGGGAAGGAUGGUUAUGAUCCGAAAAAUCCUCCGCCUUAUUCAGAGUUUCCAAGAAAACGACCGGAAACAGUUUCUACUUUGAGUCAGGACUAUCCCCGACCGGAAUCAGUGCGGACUACGAACGUGUACAGAACGCCGGAUGCUAUCAACAUGAAAGAAAUCGGGAAUCGUUUGUCGUCAGGUCAUUACCACGGGGCAAGGAGUGACUGGAUGUAGCCAGGACCAGAUAGAAGAGCACAUAACAUCAUGAAGUUGGAGAAGUCGUCGAACUCACAGUAACAGUGUAUCCGAAAAUAUAUUUUGAGAAAAGUUGCAAUUACUGGAUUCCAUCCUCGUAUUUGACCAAAAUACGAGAAGAUAUUAAAAUAAAACGAAACAGGCUACUUAGACUACAAUUACGGUUUUAAUGAAGGAAAAUUAAUACAUGCCAUCUUAACAUUUUCUGUGUUGACGGAAGUCGGACGACAUUAUGUUUUCAGUAUUCUAAACAAAAAGAAUAAGUGAUGUUUAAAACUUUUUUUUGUCGAUCUAAUUCAUUAAGUAAUAUUGGAAUCCAUUAACGGUUAAACAGCAAUCGAUUUGGGAAGUUUGCUGCAUUUAUAUCGACUUCUCUAUCGUCGUCUGUUUUCUUGUGUUUGGCGGAAUUAAAAUAAAACUGACACAAACAGGGACUUCAGACUUCGAUAUUUGUGUUUGGCUGUAUUCCUAACACAACCAGGGACUUUAGACUUCGAUAUUUGUGUUUGGCUGUAUUACUAUAAAAUAACACUAACAGGGACUUUAGACUUCGAUAUUUGUGUUUGGCUGUAUUACUAUAAAAUAACACUAACAGGGACUUCAGACUUCGAUAUUUGUCGUAUCUACGUUUUCUUCGAAAUAACAUCUCAGUGACAGUCGAGAUAAUGGAUAACAUAAAAUGGCGCGUGUUUGUGUGUAUCGGCACUUUUUGUUAAAUAUCUUGUAUUUAUUUAUUGAUUAUUUCUGUUUCUCAAUAACAUACAUUAAUAAAGUGUGACGACAAGUUAUAUGAUAUUAUAUCUGUAAUUAGAAAAGAUAAAUAUCAAUAUUCAAUGUUUUAUUCGUGUGAAGUUUUCGACCAUAGUGACUACUGAUAGUUGCUCAAAGUAAUAUAUAUACUUAUCUUAUAUCUUAUAUAUAUUAUAUGUGAUGGGAUGUCACAAUUUAUGAAAAUCACUGCAACCAAUAAAAAUGAUUGUUUUUCGCUGUU
Messenger RNA from Pecten maximus, 1607 nucleotides. RefSeq lists its product as uncharacterized. Lineage: Eukaryota; Metazoa; Mollusca; Bivalvia; Pectinida; Pectinidae. The coding region runs from base 74 to 595 and encodes 173 amino acids. The record is from RefSeq and is a predicted model, not a curated record. The transcript has 2 exons.